GUUUGAUGGGACAGCCUGGAAAAGUUCGCUGUUGCCAGUACAUUUAGGCAUUUUUAAAGACAGCCUUAACUGGGGUCCUAUUCUAGUCCGGAAAAAUUUUGCCUGAAAGAAAGGAGGAAUUUACACGUGGGAAGCUGUUAUGCGGAAUCGAGGAGGAAACCACCCUUCUGGAGGGGACCCCAGACUGAAACAGCGAGUUAAACAGUAUCUAAGCAGUAAUAAAUGUGGCCAGUAUGUUAACACUGAAAUUCUAGCAGCAGAACUACAAAAAAUAUAUAGAAUUCUGAAGACAUUGUGUCGAAAGCUUCGACUUCAAGAACCUUUUGAUUUUGGACAUUUGGCUCAUGUGACACCAGGCUACGUUGGUGCUGACCUUCUGGCUCUUUGCCGUGAGGCAGCAAUGUGCACAGUUAACAGAGUUCUUGUUAAGCUAAAUGGGAAGAAAUGGGACGUUACGAAAAAUGAAGAAGCAACACCUGGACCAGACAUGCAAAGGAGAACAGAAGAAAAUGUGAAAGAAGAUGCUGAAGAACCAGAUCUUCCUAGUGAAAUAAAGAAAUCCAUAAAAAACAAAGAUCAUCUUGAAAAAGCCAUACUAGCUGUCAUUUUUAAUGAAUUGCAAAGAUUGCUCCAGUUGCUCAAGGAGCCAGAUCCCCUGGGGGAGGCUCAGCUGCAGAAGCUGUGCAUUGAGCUGAAAGAUUUCACGGUCGCUCUCUCUUCAGUGCAACCCUCUGCGAAGAGAGAAGGCUUUGUCACUGUUCCUGAUGUGACAUGGGCAGAUAUUGGAGCCCUAGAAGAGGUUCGGGAAGAGCUGACCAUGGCUAUACUGAAUACUGGAAACAUUUCUGUUUUGGAGACCGCAAGAAAGAAGUCCAAGAACAAAAAAUAUAAAAGGAGAAAAGUUGAAUUUUCUAAUGUAGAUGAAGAAAUAGAGUCAGUUUUGAAGCAGCAGAAAGUUAAAUCAAGAGAAAUAGAGCUGCAAACUUCCUCAAUGACAUUUGAGGAUAUAGGAGGCAAUGAUGAAAUUUUGAAGGAGAUAUGUAAGAUGCUGAUACAUAUCCGUCAUCCUGAAGUCUACACUCAUUUAGGAGCUGUUCCUCCUCGAGGAUUUCUUUUGCACGGACCACCAGGGUGUGGGAAGACAUUACUAGCACAAGCAAUUGCCGGGGAACUUGAAUUACCAAUACUCAAAGUGGCUGCAACUGAGGUUGUAUCUGGAGUGUCUGGUGAUUCUGAACAGAAAUUAAGGGAGCUCUUUGAUCAAGCUGUGACCAAUGCACCAUGCAUCCUUUUCAUAGAUGAAAUUGAUGCUAUCACACCAAAAAGAGAAAUAGCUUCAAAGGACAUGGAGCGAAGAAUUGUAGCCCAGCUUCUGACUUGCAUGGAUGGUCUGUAUUUUAAUUCUUUAACCGAAUAUUGUGGGCAGGCGGCAGCGGUGGCAGAAAACGGACUGUCGCGAACAGGUGGCAGUGCUGAACAAGUGGCACCUGUAAGGAAUCCUGAACAAUUCCGGGCCCUUGGACUUCUAGCUCCAGCUGGUGUGCUGCUUGCUGGUCCUCCUGGAUGUGGCAAAACACUACUUGCGAAGGCUGUAGCAAAUGAAUCUGGACUGAACUUCAUUUCAGUGAAAGGCCCUGAACUAUUGAAUAUGUAUGUGGGAGAAAGUGAACGUGCUGUUCGUCAGGUUUUCCAACGUGCAAGAAAUUCAGCACCUUGUGUCAUAUUCUUUGAUGAAGUUGAUGCUCUAUGCCCUCGGAGAUCAGACCGUGAAUCAGGUGCCAGUGUCCGUGUAGUGAACCAAUUGCUUACUGAGAUGGAUGGCCUGGAAUCACGUCGUCAAGUGUUCAUUAUGGCAGCUACAAACAGACCAG
Molecule: messenger RNA, 1871 nt
Organism: Thamnophis sirtalis
Lineage: Eukaryota; Metazoa; Chordata; Lepidosauria; Squamata; Natricidae
Source: RefSeq, a predicted model, not a curated record